AGGUUCCUUCUUCCUAGCUCCAACAUUUACCCUUUGAACAUACUCUUAUGCCAGAGAAAAUCACAUAUGGUACUGAUGUUUGGAUAGAUAACUUCCAACAUAUCAUUCUGUUUGUGAUGUCUUUUCUGCAGAAACCCUGUGUCACCAUGAUGCACCCCUGUGGCCUACUAACCAGCCAACAUGAGCCAGUGCCACUGAAGAGUAUCUCUGUGAGCUUGUCCAUUUAUGAGUUUGUGGCUGGUGUGUCUGCAACCUUAAACUAUGAGAAUGAAGAGAAAGUGCCUUUGGAGGCCUUCUUUUUGUUCCCCAUGGAUGAAGACUCUGCUGUCUACAGCUUCGAGGCCUUGGUGGAUGGGAAGAAAAUUGUAGCAGAAUUACAAGACAAGAUGCAGGCCCAGACCAACUAUGAGAAUGCUAUCUCCCAGGGCCACCAGGCUUUCUUGUUGGAGGAAAAUGAUAGCUCCAGGGAUGUCUUCUCUUGCAAUGUGGGGAACCUCCAGCCUGGGUCAAAGGUGGCACUCACCCUGAAGUAUGUGCAGGAGCUGUCGCUGGAAGCAGAUGGGGCCCUGCGCUUCAUGCUCCCAGCUAUCCUGAAUCCUAGAUACGUGCUCUCUGGAUCGCCUAAGGACAGUUGCCUUGAUGUGAAGGCUCCUAUAGUCCCAUUGGAGAAGCUGCCCUACACACUCAGCAUGGUCACCACCAUCAAUUCCCAGCAUGGCAUUGAGAGGGUCCAGUCCAACUGCCCCUUGAGUCCUCUUGAGUACCUUGGAGAGGAUAAGACCUCUGCUCAGGUUUCCCUGGCUGCUGGACACAAGUUUGAUCGGGAUGUGGAACUCUUGAUUUACUACAGUGAGGUGCAUACCCCUAGCGUAACUGUGGAGAUGGGGAUGCCUAAGAUGAAUCCAGGUUGUUUGAUGGGAAAUCCAUCUGCAAUGGUGAGUUUCUAUCCAAAUAUCCCAGAAGCUCAGUCACCAAAUACCUGUGGAGAGUUUGUCUUCCUCAUGGACCGCUCAGGAAGUAUGCAGAUGCCCAUGAGUAAACAGGAUACUCAGUCACGCAUACAGGCAGCCAAGGAAACAUUGAUUUUGCUGCUGAAGAGUUUGCCUAUAGGCUGUUAUUUCAACAUCUAUGGAUUUGGCUCUUCCUAUGAUGCAUUCUUUCAGGCGAGUAUGAAGUACACUCAGCAAACCAUGGAGGAGGCAUUGGAGAAAGUUAAGCUUAUGCAGGCAGAUCUAGGGGGCACCGAAAUCUUGGCACCACUCCAGAAUAUUUACAAGGGACCCUCCAUCCCAGGUCACCCCUUACAGCUUUUUGUCUUCACAGAUGGGGAAGUUACUGACACAUUUAGUGUAAUUAAAGAAGUUGAGAUCAACAGCCAUAAACACAGAUGUUUCUCAUUUGGUAUUGGAGAAGGUGCCUCCACCAGCCUAAUAAAAGGCAUUGCCCGAGUUUCAGGGGGCGCUGCCGAAUUUAUCACAGGCAAUGACAGGAUGCAGUCCAAGGUUCUUAGAACUCUGAAGCAGUCUCUACAGUCUGUGGUAGAAAAUGUCUCCCUGAGCUGGGAUUUGCCUCCUGGCCUGUCUGCGAAAAUGCUUUCCCCAGAGCAGACUGUUAUCUUUCAGGGUCAGAGGUUAAUCUUCUAUGCCCAGUUGACUGGUAUGAUGCCACCAGCAGGGACAACAGGAGAAGUAUGCCUCAAAUAUACACUCCAGGGCAAGAGUUUUGAAGACAAAGUAACAUUUUCUCUCCAACCCAAACCUGAUGCCAACUUCACCAUUCACCGCCUUGCUGCCAAGUCCUUGCUCCAGACCAAGGAUAUGGGCUUCAGGGAGACCCCAGCAAGCGAUAAAAAAGAUGUGCUGAACCUCAGUCUUGAGUCGGGAGUAAUAAGCUCCUUCACAGCCUUUCUUGCUAUCAACAAGGAGCUCAACGAGCCAGUUCAGGGGCCACUGACUCGGAGGGACAUUCCAAGGCCAAUUCUGGCUAGUCCUGUCUUGCGGGCAUCAGGAACAGCUAGAAUUGGAUUAUGCAUGGCCCAAGCUUGUGAUUACGGCAGCAAGAGUAAACACAUGUUUCUCAGAAAGUCUUCCCCCAAGAUGGCAAAGACUAGUUCCUCCAGUAAUAGGACCAACUUGGAAACUUAUCAUACAGGAAGUAACCUGUUUGAAAAGCCUCAGGCAGAAGAGAAUCAUCUUGUGCAGCUGAUUUCCCUCCAAAAUGCAAAUGGUUCCUGGGAUCUGAAUGAAGAUCUGGCCAAGAUCCUAGAUCGAAGUUUGAAAGAUAUAAUGGCUGCACACCCUGCUGAGCUUGUGGAUUCCUCAGGCUGGGCCACAAUGCUGGCUGUAAUCUGGCUGCAAACCAAUGGUAAAGACAUGAAGUGUGAGUGGGAGCUUCUGGAACAGAAGGCUGUGACCUGGAUGCGCGCCCAUGCAGGUUCUACCAUGCAUUCACUUGUGAAAGCUGCUAUUACUUUCCUGAACUCAUCUGUGGAUCCUGCCAUCUUUGCUUUCUGAGGAUACCAUCCAGAAAAAGAAGUGGCUCUUCUUGGCUACUGUCACUUUCUUUACUGUCUUUAUGAUAUGAUGUGUUUUUGUGUUUUAUACCUCUCUUACCAAUUUUUUUUGCCAUAAAAAUAAAAUAUGCCCCACCCCACCUUGGCUCUCUGUUCCUGCUUCCCUUUGGAAUCUUCUUUUCCUGAUCUUCUUUUCCUCAACAUGUCACUUCACACAAGUGACAGUGGCCCCAGAAUCUGUUCCUCUUCUUGAAGGGGUGCAAAGCAUUUGUACAGUAUAUGUUCCUCCCAGGUUUUCUAGAAUGAUAACAUGAAAAACAGAUAAAACUACAGAUUAAAAAUUGAAGCAUUGAUGUUAGGGAAUGUCCGAAUCAAACAGUGUUCUGCAUUAUGUUUGUCUAUUCACUUUCAAUCGUAUGUACUUAUCAGGACCACACUGGUAAAGCUUUGAAGUUUUUCAUUCUUAGAGGAGGGGUUAAAGGGAGGUUAAAAACCAACAUCAGGAUCAAUGUAGCCUCAAAAUCACUAAGAAAGAAACUCAAGGGAUCCAUUGUCAGAAUUGACAUUGUUGAGGAUCUUGAUUAAUUCCGCUAGUGCUUUGCCAGCCUGUGCUACAUUCCUUUCCUCCCACUGCCUAAGAGACUUGGGUUGAGUUAUACCUGUUGGAAACAGAUGUUCUUCCUUAGUCAUUAAACAUCUUAAUAAGAAGGCUAUAAUGGAAUCCUUAAUCUUAGCCUGAACCUGUGGGCCUUUAAGUCAAGCUCUGAUGUAGUUUUAUAAAGGGAAGAGUAGGUUUGACAGCAGCUUAGCCUAGGACCUGAUCAUGGAUCCCUUACUGCCUGAGGAAAAAAGGAGCUUCCCAAGAUCGCUUCUGACCCUUAUGCCUCACACAUGCUAUCCUAGUGGAAAUGAUGCCAUUUGAUAUAUUGUCACCUAAAAUAACUGUGUAUCAAUAUUAAAAUGACUAUUUGUAUCCUU
Molecule: messenger RNA, 3490 nt
Organism: Carlito syrichta (Philippine tarsier)
Lineage: Eukaryota; Metazoa; Chordata; Mammalia; Primates; Tarsiidae
Gene: VWA5A
Product: von Willebrand factor A domain containing 5A
Exons: 18
Coding region: 48-2513 (821 amino acids)
Source: RefSeq, a predicted model, not a curated record